Molecule: messenger RNA, 474 nt
Organism: Encephalitozoon intestinalis ATCC 50506
Lineage: Eukaryota; Fungi; Microsporidia; Unikaryonidae
Product: ribosomal protein S15
Exons: 1
Coding region: 1-474 (157 amino acids)
Biological process (GO): ribosomal small subunit assembly; translation
Cellular component (GO): cytosolic small ribosomal subunit; ribosome
Molecular function (GO): structural constituent of ribosome
Source: RefSeq, a predicted model, not a curated record
AUGUCUGAGACUAAUGAGAUUGAGAAUGUAGAAAGGGAGGACGACAUUUCUAAGAAGAAGAGAACCUUCCGAAGGUACACAUAUAGGGGAGUUCCGGUUGAGGAGCUUGAGAAGAUGGCAUUUAGCGAGGUUGCAAAGCUUUUUCCAUCGAGACUCCGCAGGAAGAUUAGAAGAGGCCUUUCGUCGCGCGAGGUGCAGCUAAUCAAGGACUGUAUUGCAUCAAAGGCAGCUUGUUCCUCGACACUUGAGAAGCCUGAGAUGGUGCGUACACAGGCAAGGUCUGCAAUUAUCUGGCCAGCUAUGAUUGGAGCCCUGGUCGGGGUUCAUGUUGGAAAUGGAUACCUUCCUAUUGAAAUCAAGCCUGAGAUGAUUGGAUAUACUUUAUCUGAGUUUGCACCCACUAGGGUUAUUCCAAAGCAUGGUAGGCCGGGAAUAGGAGCAAGCUCAUCCUCCAAGUUUGUUCCGUUGAAAUAA